Molecule: messenger RNA, 1050 nt
Organism: Eucalyptus grandis
Lineage: Eukaryota; Viridiplantae; Streptophyta; Magnoliopsida; Myrtales; Myrtaceae
Product: aquaporin TIP2-1
Exons: 3
Coding region: 188-985 (265 amino acids)
Biological process (GO): water transport; transmembrane transport
Cellular component (GO): membrane
Molecular function (GO): water channel activity
Source: RefSeq, a predicted model, not a curated record
UCUCCAAAACCUCGGCCCUCUAAUCCAUGAUCGAGGGAGCGGUUAACCCAGACGGUUACCUCUUUCAACACAGAUGAACGUGUUAGAAUGGAACCUUAGAAAAGCCCCCACCACCUUCCAUCGAUCAGUACGUGCAGUGAAACUGCUUCCUUCGAUAAAAAGGCCCUAAAUCAGCGAACCAAAAACCAUGAGGGUGAUCAAAGUCUCUUCCUUUCUAAGAGCGGGUUCCCAAUUCCUGGACGUCAUGGAAGAGCUGUUCAGCAAGUCCUCCCUCCGGUCCUACUUCGCCGAGUUCAUCUCCACCUUCAUCUUCGUCUUUGCCGGUUUGGGCUCUGCGAUCUCUGCCGGCAUGUCGGCGGCCCCCGCGGCUGGCGCCACUGGGGAGAAUUGCCACAUCCUGGUGGUGGCCAUGGCGCAUGCUUUUGCCCUGUUCGCGGCGGUGUUCACCUCGGCUCAUAUCUCCGGCGGCCAUGUCAACCCAGCAGUGACGAUGGGGCUGGUAAUGGGAGGUCACGUCAGCAUUCUGAGCGGAGUUUGUUUCUGCUUGGCUCAGCUCUUGGGUUCCACCAUUGCUUGUGUCCUCUUGAUGCUCCUCACACCAGGCCAGGCGAUACCGCCAGGUGAGUUAGCUCCACACGUGACGGGCAUGGGCGGCACGGCGACGGAGUUCAUAGGGACAUUUGCUCUCGUCUACACAGUCUGCGCCGCAAGAGACCCGAGAAAGGGACCGCAUGGGAUAGCAGGCCCCACGGCGAUCGGGUUUGUAUACGGAGCGAAUUUCAUGCUGACCGGGCCAUUCACCGGCGGGUUCAUGAACCCGGCUCGGUCUUUUGGGCCGGCAGCAGUCACCGGAGACUUCAGCAACCACUGGGUUCAUUGGGUCGGGCCCAUUGCGGGCGGCGGAGUAGCUGGGUUGGUCUAUGAGAGCCUCAUGUCGCAGGGCAGCGGGAGUGACCACGUUAGUGAUCAAGCCGAUGUGGUUUAAGGGUUAAAGGCUUUUAGAUUUUAGAUUGCUGAACGGGGCUAAAUCUUUCGAUUCUUUGAUUUGGU